AUGAACAAAUUAUUUGAUGAAUGUGAAUGGGAAAAAAACUUACCCGCCGCUGAUACUAGCUUUUGUUUCUCUAAGAACACGGACAAAAACAAAGCUAGAAACACUAAAAGUAUAUCCAACCGACAAAUUGUAAAAGCUAACAAUCGAAAAAGCAUCAAUAAUGAAAACUCAGCUGGAUGGUCUGUUUUGUUAAAGAAAAAUGAAAGCGGCACUAAUCAUUCUGAAAAGAAAUCAAAAGCAGCUACAAACGGCAUGCUCGAUAAUAAAAUAAAAAAUGGAAAAGGAAACAAUUCACAGGAUAGAAAAAGGAAAGUGUGUGCCGGUUCGAGUGAAAUUGACAAAGAACCUGCUUGUAAUAAUGGCAACAAUUUACCUAUGAAAAAAACUAAAUCGAACGAAGUCGUGAAAACUAAUGGUAGGCCUACAAAUCGGAUCUCUCAAUUACACAAUGGUGUCAAAUGCUCUGCUCAUGCUAAAGUUGUUGCAAAAGGAAACAAAAGAGAGAAUUUAUCUGCAGCAGCUCGGAAACCGAAAAAUUUGAAAGAUACACUUAUGGAGCGUCUUAAAGGACCUCGGUUUCGAUUUAUUAACGAGCAAUUAUACAAAACAACCGGUGAACAAGCCAAGGCUCUUUUCCAAGAAGAUCCUUCUUCGUUUGACGCUUAUCAUGAAGGUUAUCGUCUACAAGUUGCCCAAUGGCCCAUGAAUCCUUUAAAUCGUAUGAUACGCAGCAUUUUGAAACUUCCUAAAAGUACAGUUGUGGCAGAUUUUGGAUGCGGAGAUGCAACAUUAGCAGCAUCGAUACCGAAUCAAGUUUACUCACUAGAUCUGGUUUCAAAGAAACCAGGUGUAAUUGCUUGUGACAUGGCUAAUACUCCUCUGGAAAGUAACUUUGUUAAUGUAGUGGUAUUUUGCUUAUCAUUAAUGGGAACAAAUCUAGCAGAUUUUCUAUUAGAAGCCAAUCGAGUUCUUAAAGUUGGCGGAUUGAUGAAAAUAGCAGAAGUUUCUUCGCGCUUCGAUAAUGUCAAUGAAUUCGUGAACAAUGUUCAGAGAUGUGGUUUCAGUUUAGAAAAUAAGGAUAUGAAACAAAAAUUGUUUUACUUCUUUAAUUUUAAGAAAGAGCGUACGGUCCUGAAAGGAUCAAUCAAAAUCAAACCAUUCAGCUUAAAACCUUGUUUGUAUAAAAAGCGCUAG
Anopheles nili is the source of this 1194-nucleotide messenger RNA. RefSeq lists its product as uncharacterized. The record is from RefSeq and is a predicted model, not a curated record. Gene Ontology annotation, cellular component: chromatin silencing complex; nucleolus; rDNA heterochromatin. Gene Ontology annotation, molecular function: methyltransferase activity. Gene Ontology annotation, biological process: cellular response to glucose starvation; rDNA heterochromatin formation; regulation of transcription by glucose. The coding region runs from base 1 to 1194 and encodes 397 amino acids. The transcript has 4 exons. NCBI's taxonomy places the organism in Eukaryota, Metazoa, Arthropoda, Insecta, Diptera, Culicidae.